This is a messenger RNA of Dictyostelium purpureum, 982 nucleotides long. RefSeq lists its product as uncharacterized. The transcript is spliced from 4 exons. NCBI's taxonomy places the organism in Eukaryota, Evosea, Eumycetozoa, Dictyosteliales, Dictyosteliaceae. Bases 1 to 963 code for a protein of 320 amino acids. The record is from RefSeq and is a predicted model, not a curated record.
AUGUCAUUAAAUUUAUUAACCAGUAUUGCUGUUGAUGAGUUACCACCAAAAUUAGAGGAGAUGGUAACAGUCAAAAACACAGACUCUAUACCAACAGUAUUUAAAACAUUAUCCAAACAUGGUAUCUUAUCAGUUCCAGUUUUAAAUGAACAAAAUAGACCAAUAGGUCUUGUAGAUUAUGUAGAUAUUGUAAAUUGUGUUGUACAAAUUAUAAAUCAUACAGAUCUUUUAGGAAACGAUUAUUAUUCAUUUUUGGAAAGAGAAGAUCUUUUUAAUCAUACAUAUGCCUCAUAUGUUACUGAUUUAUCACAAAGAAAUCCAUUUAUUCCAGUUGUAAAGGGUGCAUCAUUAUUAGAAGCAAUUACAAUCAUGACCAAAAAUAAAAUUAAUAGAGUCCCAGUCAUUGACAAUAAUUUAAAUGGUGAUGGUGCCGCUAUUGUAAAUCUUAUUACUCAAUCAGCAAUUCUUUCAUACAUUGGUAAAAACAUCGAAUCUCUUGGUAAAUGGGCACUCAAACCAAUUAAAGAACUAGGUUUCAAAGAGAAAAAAGUUAUUUCGAUUGAUUUCAAUAAAAGAGCUUUAGAUGCUUUUGAAUUAAUGGCAAGUCAUAGAGUUAAUGGUGUAGCAGUAAACGAUGAAAAAGGUCACAUCAUUGCAAAUAUUAGUGCUAGAGACUUAAAAGAAUUAUUAAAUGAAACAAGAGUUUUUGAAAAUCUUUAUCUUUCAGUAGGUGAAUUUAUUUCAAAGGUAAGACAACAAGAUUAUAAAGCCGUUAAUCCAAGUAUAUCAUGCCAUAUGAAUGACUCACUAGCAAGCAUCAUUACAAGAAUGGUUGCAGCUAAAAUUCACCGUGUUUAUAUUAUAGACGAAGAAAGAAAACCAAUAGGAGUCAUCAGUAUUCACGAUAUUUUGAAUAAAAUUUUAGAACAUAUUAAUAAUCUUACAAUUAAACCAAUGCAAUAAAUUUUUUACUUUAUAAAAU